Angiostrongylus costaricensis is the source of this 906-nucleotide messenger RNA. Lineage: Eukaryota; Metazoa; Nematoda; Chromadorea; Rhabditida; Metastrongylidae. The record is from the annotation of a GenBank genome assembly.
AUGGACUAUUUGCUAUUCACCACUUGUCUGAUAGAUCAGGUACUCAGUUCUGUUGGUGAUCUAUCGUCGCAUUAUCGCUUCUGUGCUGAUGAGUGUAGACUGAGUUACUCCUGUCCAGGACGAUUUGACAGCUGUGCAUGGUGCUAUGGAUCUUGUUUCCGUUGCCGAUAUUAUUGUAUGUGGGAGUCUGUGGACCACUUUAUGAAGCGAGAUGUACUCGUGCCACAGUUUCAUGGGAAAUGGCCGUUUAUAGCUAUUGAUUUUUCCAUAUUCGACUCGGUGAAUAUUACCAUCCAAGAACCAGCAUCAUUUGUCUUCUCUUUACUAAACUUUUAUUCAUUCUUAUUGUUCUAUAGAAAACUAACAUUCAUGGAACAACUAGAAAGCCAUCGCAUGUGGGCGGUUUACGCUGUUGUGGGUUUGCUGGCUUGGCUGUGUUCGGCCGCUUACCAUGCGAAUGAUUGCUGGUUCACGGAAUAUCUUGACUAUUUUUCUGCUUUUGCUUUUAUACUUUGUGCAUCGUACACAUCUUUUUGUUUCCUUCUGGGCUCCUUAAAUCUACCUUCUACUAGCUUCUGGAACGUGUAUCAACAUUUUGAUUAUGGUUACAACAUGCGUUGUUGCAUAGCUGUUUCUUUGUUCACCACUGCAAUGUAUAUUGUGUAUAUUUCUGCCCGAUGGAAGCGAUUUAGACGAUUCUCACGGUCUGACCGUAUACUUAUUGUGAUAAUAGCGUGGACAAACGGAUCUGUGAUUUUUGAGACUUUCGACUUCGCACCUAUAUUUUGGGUAUUCGACGCUCAUUCACUGUUCCAUGCUGCCACCAUACCUUUACCACUAUAUCUUCACAGUUUUCUUCGAGAACAUUUAUCAGAGAAUGAAUAUCGGAUCGUAAAAAGUGUAUAG